Xyrauchen texanus (razorback sucker) is the source of this 1836-nucleotide messenger RNA. RefSeq names its product homeobox protein GBX-2-like. The transcript is spliced from 2 exons. The record is from RefSeq and is a predicted model, not a curated record. NCBI's taxonomy places the organism in Eukaryota, Metazoa, Chordata, Actinopteri, Cypriniformes, Catostomidae. Gene Ontology annotation, molecular function: DNA-binding transcription factor activity, RNA polymerase II-specific; RNA polymerase II transcription regulatory region sequence-specific DNA binding. Bases 343 to 1362 code for a protein of 339 amino acids. Gene Ontology annotation, biological process: regulation of nervous system development; regulation of transcription by RNA polymerase II. Gene Ontology annotation, cellular component: nucleus.
UGACUUCCAUCAGGUCGAAAUGAAACGCGGCCAAGCAGAAGGACAAGGACGCUGAUAUAACUCAAGAGAGGACGAUAAAGCUGAGAUGCUCGAGCAGAUAUUCAACCAUUGCCAGCAGGGGAUUUGCGCCGCUUUUAUCGCUGCAUGCUUGUUUUAAUGCACUUAAUGACGAAGUCAACAACGGAGGAAAUCAAAUCAGCCUGGCACUGAUCACGGAAUCGAAACACAGAUGCAACGGUUCUGUGUUAUUCACAGGAUUACCAAAACAGAGUGUGUCCGCAUCAUCACCUGAGAAGCACAGGAGAGACUUCAGGACUUGUUAAACUGUCCAUAUAAGAUCCUAUGAGUGCAGCUUUCAGUUCACCGUUCAUGAUGAUGCAGCGUCCGGUGGGAAGCACCACUGCAUUCAGCAUCGACUCGCUCAUCGGAGGUCCACCGCAGCCCAGUCCGGGACAUUUCGUGUACACGGGCUAUCCCAUGUUCAUGCCAUACCGGUCAGUGGUGCUGCCUCCGCCGCCUCCGCCACCUCCUCCGACCCUUCCUCAGAGCGCUCUUCCCGCGACGCAUCCGCACCACCCCAUCCCGGGUUUACCCAGCGGGUUCUGCUCCAGUCUGGCGCUCACAUCCACUCUUAUGGCCUCUCUACCCGGCGGCUUCUCCGCCUCGCAUUCUCAACAGCACCAGGACGCAGCGAGGAAGCUCGGACCUCAGUCUAUUCACGCCAUGUUCGAGCAAUCUCAGGAUAUUCGUUUGGAUGGAGAGGAUGUGAAAACUUUUCCGAUCACGAAAGAGGCAACGGCCCUUCAGUCAUUCCACGACUCCCAGUCGGUGCACACCUCCACAGGUCGAGGUCACAGCAAAGACGACACGAAGGAGAAUGAGUGUCACAGGAAAGAUGAGAGCUUCUCCAUGGACAGUGAUUUAGAUUACAGCUCCGACGACAACGCGCCCGGGAACACCAUGGGUCAAAAAGACGACGGAGACGCCAGCGGAGGACUGGACGAUAGCGUCCACGGUGGGAGUGGUUCCGGGAACACCACGUCCACCGGGAAAAACCGGAGAAGAAGGACGGCUUUUACGAGCGAGCAGCUCUUAGAACUGGAGAAGGAGUUUCACUGUAAGAAAUACCUGUCGCUUACGGAGCGCUCACAGAUCGCACACGCCUUAAAACUCAGCGAGGUGCAGGUCAAGAUCUGGUUUCAGAACCGGAGAGCCAAGUGGAAACGGGUCAAAGCGGGCAACGUGAACUCCAAAACCGGAGAGCCCUCCAGAAACCCGAAAAUCGUGGUGCCGAUUCCGGUGCAUGUCAGUCGGUUUGCGAUACGCAGCCAACACCAACAGUUAGAACAGGUCCGACCUUGAUACACCACCGGGUUCAGUUGGGGACCAAGAGCAAUGACAGAGACAGGACACAGAUGAACAAAUACAAACAUGACCAAACUGCUCUUGAAAAAGCAGAUGUUGCUGAGGAACCCAAGAGGAACCUGUUUAAACGAGCUGUCGGAACUCUACUCUGCCCGAAACACCUCGUGCUGGGAGAAACUGCAGUUUUAUUUCCAACUGUUUUGGAAAUCACGCACACAUUUAGGUUCACGAAUCUCCACUAUGUAUUUACAAAGCAAAAAAAUCAAGUUUAUGUUUAGUUUUGUGUGACUGUCUAGUACAUGUGUUUUGGCAGAGGUGCAUAUUAUCCUAAAAGGAGCACUUCUGGUCUCUGCUGAAGCACACAAAAUAAUUGGACUAAUGCUGAAAUUAAUUCCAUUCCCUUGAAUUUAUAAAUCGAGCUGUUCAAUCUGUGCCCUUUAUUUUACAUGGUGAAUAUACUUUGCAUUUCUA